Penicillium canescens is the source of this 780-nucleotide messenger RNA. RefSeq lists its product as uncharacterized. The transcript is spliced from 4 exons. The record is from RefSeq and is a predicted model, not a curated record. Bases 1 to 780 code for a protein of 259 amino acids. Lineage: Eukaryota; Fungi; Ascomycota; Eurotiomycetes; Eurotiales; Aspergillaceae.
AUGGAGGAAAUCGGUGCCGAGCUUGACUUUGUCACCGAAAUCAGCUAUCUGCUCUCGCUCGGAGCCAUCAAGAUCUCAUUCUGUCUCUUCUACCUGAAGAUCUUCCAGGGCCACUGGUUUAAAAUAAUGUGCUAUAGCUUGAUGGGAUUAUUGAUUGCCGAGACUAUUGAAGAAACCUUUGUCGUGAUCUUUCAAUGCUGGCCCAUCCGCAAAGCGUGGGAUGCCGUCGGCACCGGGGAGGUCAAAUGCCUGUCUCUCUUUGGAUUCUAUUAUAUUUCGUUUGGAAUUCGAUUAGCGACGAAUAUUGCGCUUUUUACGCUCCCUAUCCCUUACCUGCUUCGGCUGCAGAUGACCACAGGCAAACGAGCGGGCCUGAUUUUCAUGUUUGCGCUCGGUAUUCUGUUGGUAGCCACCAGUAUCAUCCGCGCUACAUAUCUCAACAACUUCUCCGCCGAUCAUACAUGGGAGCUCGUGAGCCCGCUGAACUGGUCGUCCGUUGAGCUUGGAGUCGCCCUCUUCGUCGCAUGUUUGCCCUCCUUCAAAGCUCUGGUCACCUUGCGAUUCCCUUCACUGCGUCGGUUCCUCGGUCUAUCCAGCAACCGAAGCUACCCGGUUCGGUACGAACUCUAUGGAACCUCCGGUCAGCGUACGGAUGAUCCUCAAUCUUGGGGCAGGGCCAGACGAUUCCACAUCGGCCAGACAAAAUUGGGCAGCACCACCACCCACACUCAAACUGAGGUCGAAGCGAGCGGAGAUGGCUCCGAGGAACGCAUCAUAUAG